This is a messenger RNA of Raphanus sativus (radish), 1999 nucleotides long. RefSeq names its product S-(+)-linalool synthase, chloroplastic. Gene Ontology annotation, molecular function: terpene synthase activity; magnesium ion binding. NCBI's taxonomy places the organism in Eukaryota, Viridiplantae, Streptophyta, Magnoliopsida, Brassicales, Brassicaceae. The record is from RefSeq and is a predicted model, not a curated record. The transcript is spliced from 7 exons. The coding region runs from base 186 to 1955 and encodes 589 amino acids.
CAAAAGAGUUAGCUACUUUGAAGUACAUAUGUAAGACAUGAUACAUCGAUAGCAUGUCUUUUGGUUAUGGACCAAUCCCCUAAAUCCUCCUUCCACCACUCCUUUAUGAUUUAUAAAUCAUAUAUACAAGAACAUUGCGUUUUAAACUUCAUAUCGAUUUCAUAAAGACCUCAAUUCCAUUCAUCAUGGCUUUGAUGAAUCCUAAAAUAAGUCCACUUUCUUGUUAUGCUUCUACAAAUCCAAACAACCUUCCAAAGUUUUUGGUUUCAAAAUUUCACAGCACGGUAGCUUCAUUUUCUCCUUCAAAUACAACUAAAAGAUCGAGUCCGAGCAAAGUUUACCAUCCGGUUUCAAACUAUUCGACGCGGUUUGAUCAUAAGAUAUCCAUUAAAUAUUUACAAGAACUGCAUAUUAAGAAGGUCAAGAAUAUACUAAUUGCAAACCUAGAUGAUCCAUUAAAGAGCUUAGAUAUGAUCAAUAACAUUCAAGGUUUAGGCAUCGAUCUCCAUUUCUUACACGAGAUCGAUCAAAUCCUUCACAUCGUUUACAAAGAAUUCAACCAAAACAAAGGAUGCUAUGGCCGUGAUCACCGUGAGGUUGCACUUUGCUUUCGAUUGCUGAGGCAAGCAGGCCAUAACGUCCAAGAAAGUAUUUUCAGAAACAUCCUAGACAAGAAGACUGGAUUCAAAGACGACCUAGAAAAUGAUGUGAAGGGUUUAAUAGAAUUGUAUGAGGCUUCCCAGCUAGGUGUAGAAGGCGAAGAAAUACUAGAUAGCUUGAGAGAGUGCACGUUUACGCGUCUUAAUGAACUUUGUUCCGGUCGAGGAAGUCAUGAAGAACGGGAGAUAAUGAAUUCUUUGGCACAACCUCGCCACAAAACCUUAACAAGAAUAACCUCCAAGAGGUUCAUAAGCCUAAUCAAAAUCGUGGGUGAAGAAGAUAAUGAAUGGUUACAAUCUCUACUACUAGUGGCUGAGAUUGAUUCCAUCAUGCUGAAGUCAUUAAUUCAAGAAGAAAUAUCUCAAGUAUUCAGAUGGUGGAGAGAGCUUGGUUUAGAUAAAGAGCUGCGGAAGGCAAGAAACCAGCCACUGAAAUGGCAUACAUGGUCCCUGGAAAUUCUUCAAGAUCCAUGCUUUUCCGAGCAAAGGCUUGACCUUACCAAACCCAUAUCACUCGUUUACAUUAUAGACGACAUAUUCGAUGUCUAUGGAGAGCUAGAAGAACUCACCAUCUUCACACAAGUUGUGGAAAGUGAAAACAUUUUUUAUAGAUGGGACCCUGAGGGGCUUGAAAAGUUACCGAGAUACAUGAAGAUUUGCUUUGAAGCUCUAGAUACAAUUACAAAGGAGAUUAGUAUGAAAAUAUACAAAUCACAUGGUUUAAACCCAACAGACUCUCUGCGAAAAUCGUGGGCUAGUUUGUGCAGAGCAUUCUUGGUCGAAGCAAAAUGGUUUAAUUCGGGUUACUUACCAAAUUGUGAGGAGUAUAUGAAGAAUGGGGUUGUGAGUUCAGGUGUUCACUUAGUGAUGCUCCAUGUUUACUACUUGUUGGAGGAAGAAAUGUCAACAGAGAAAGUCGAACUAAUAGAGAGCAACCCGGAGAUUGUAUCUUCUGCAGCUACAAUUCUCAGGCUCUGGGAUGAUCUCGGAAGUGCCAAGGAUGAGAACCAAGAUGGGAUUGAUGGAUCAUACAUAGAGUGUUACCUGAACGAACACAACGGGUCAACUGUUGAUGAAGCAAGAACACAUGUUUUUCAGAAGAUAUCUAAAGCAUGGAAACGCUUGAACAAGGAGUGUCUGAAUCCAAGACCAUUUUCAAGAGUCUUCUCAAAAGCUUGUCUAAACAUUGCAAGAACAGUUCCUUUAAUGUACAGCUACGAUGAAGAUCAAAAACUUCCCGGUCUCAACGAAUAUCUCAAAGCGUCUAACAUAAAAGUUCCAUUUGACGCUCUGUAAUUAAGCAUUUUUCAUAAUAAAGGCUUUCUUUUUGCUAAAAAGAA